Messenger RNA from Kalmanozyma brasiliensis GHG001, 2664 nucleotides. RefSeq names its product Arf3-interacting protein 1, N-terminal domain protein. Gene Ontology annotation, cellular component: plasma membrane. Bases 1 to 2664 code for a protein of 887 amino acids. Gene Ontology annotation, biological process: actin cortical patch localization. Lineage: Eukaryota; Fungi; Basidiomycota; Ustilaginomycetes; Ustilaginales. The transcript has a single exon. The record is from RefSeq and is a predicted model, not a curated record.
AUGUCGAUCGAUGACAGCGCGAGCGAACUGGCUGUUGCCUCUACAGCCAUGAGCAGCAACAAUGGCUACUGCACCUUUUGCCUGCUGGCAGAGUUCGAUAUCGAUCGCGGCUCCACCUUGUCGCACCAAUACCCUGCUCCGACCGGCUAUGACGAACACAUGCUCGCCGAGCUCAUGCUUCCGGACGGUGUUCACGCGAGAACGGAAGACUGGACCUUCUUUUUCCUCAAACCGCCAGGUCACAAACGUGCAGCAUCCUCAGAAGGAUCCGAUGACGCUGCUUCCAGCGAUCCUUCUUCUUGGCUCUCGGACGACCUCACGUACGUCAUCAACCUAGUCCGUACCAAGCACGACAAUACAGUGCGUCGCGGAGCGUUGGUCAAAGCCAUGGCCAUUGGUACUCGCUAUCCCUUCAUCGAGAUCUUCAAGCCUGCGCUCCUGCUUGCUCUGGAUGACUACUUCAAGGAGCCCGGUCCGGACUGCUUAGCGCGUCUAUACGACGCGAUCAAUCGCCUGGAUCUCUCGGCCGCGCCGUCAUUCAGCCGAGCAGAGAAGCUCGUGCUCCGUGGCUCAGACCGUCGGGACUUGUUCGAAGAGCGGUUCGUCCCACCUCCUCGCAUCGACAGCGAGCUCGCGUCGGGCUCACAAAGCACCCUACCAGCAGCAUCAAAUGAACAAUCAGAGACAGCCAGCUCGUCUUCCACAGUGGCCACCGCUGCUGAAGCGACACGGCCUCGCAGAGACAGCACCUCCACAACAGCAUCAGAGACAAAGUCGCUCAAAAACAGGCUCAGUGCAGUGUCGUUACGCCCACCAUUAGGCGCACGUCGAGGCUCUUCUGCAACUUCAAUCAACACAGCCGGAGGUCACGAUAGAAGGUCAAAUCCGAAUCCGACCAGUCCUCUUCCUGGCACUGCAAGACCUCGUGAUACCCACUUCUUCGACACCGUCCUCACUUAUCGCAAUGUGCCGUUGCCGAUCAGAGUGCCACUCACCACCUUCCCUGAAGAGGUGGGCGAGUACUCGCUCAUCCGGCUCAUCCAGACCUUUUCGGGUCCUCAGUCCACGCCGACAGGACCGACUCAUCCCCACUUGCACACCAAUGGACCGUCGACGCAUCCCAUCAUCGUCCUCUUCAACGCGCUCGUCACGCAGAAGCGCGUCAUCUUUCUCGGCUACGGACAGCCAGCCAACCUGGUCGCCAGCUUUGUGCUGGCUGCUUGUGCUCUUGGGUCCGGAUGUGGCGUCGUACUGCAAGGUUUCGCUGCUCGAGCUUUCCCUUACACCAACCUGCUCAAUCUCGACGAUCUCGAGAAGGUGCCAGGAUACAUCGCUGGUGUUACCAAUCCACGCUUCGAGGACCUCCGCGCCUGGGACGUGCUGCUCAACGUCGAGACGGGUCGCAUCCAGGUGGCCAAGGACAUUGCGCCAGCGCCACAUCCUACCAGCACCCCAUCGCAAGCGUUGCUUCGGUCCGCGACCUUGCCUCGCGAUGGCGCUGGCGUGUCGUCGUCAAACAACUUUGGCAGCGUCUCUUCCCACGGUGGCACGGCGACCCCCGAUCUCGAGCUAGCGCAGUUUGGUGCUCUGCCCACUGCGUCUUCCGCUGCUGUCUCCAGCGGUGCGGCCUCCAGCAAAGCAUCCAGCCUGGGCGGCCCAGCAUCGAGGGACAGAUCCAACACGUCGCAGUCCGACUCGCGUUCCGACCCGAGCAAUGCCCUUUUCAUGGAGGAGCUGCAGACAGCCAUUGCAGCCCACUACGGUGAGCGCUUCAUCCGCGCUCGAGUCCAAGAGUACGUCUUCUUCUUUGUUCAGCGCGUCACUCGGCACGAGGAGCAUUUCUAUGGCCGCACAUCGCUCGCACCCACAUGUCAGCCUUUCCUGAAUGGUCAGCUGGGGUCAGGUCCAAACUACGUCGAUCGUGACGCAGAGAUGCGAGAGAUCCUCUCCAACCAGAUGCGCAUCGAGGGUUUCCGCUCCACCAUCGCGUACCGUCUGCUUGUCGAGCAGCUCAACCAGCACGGCGGCUACACGCGUGCCAUUCGCGAUUUUGACGUUGCGCAUCAGAUCGGGCGGCUGCGGCGAGCGCGGAAGCUGUUCGCAGGAGAGGCGGAGUUGAUCUACGAGACAAUUGCGAAGAGCGUAGUGACGCACGAUCAGAUUGUUGAGGUUCUGGCACUGCUACCACCACAUACGGGAGGGUUGCUGCCCUUGGCGCUGGGCCUGUUCCACCCUUCGCCGGCAGCGAGGGAUGCUGUGGUGGACUUCUUCUUGAGGCUCUGCCGUCAUCCGGUCGGACGCAAGUUCGUGCAGAGCAUGCAUACGUAUCACCGAUUGGCGUUUGCGAGGCUCGCUCAGGAUAGGGCUGAGGCGGAGAUGGCUAGUGCUGCAAAAGCAGAGGCUCAGAGCGUCCGCUCGUCUACGCAGACCGCACCUCGGACCUCGUCCCUUCCGUCCAGUCAGAUCAAGGACGCUGACAGCUCCAAUGGCGAUACAAGAUCGCCCGUUGAUAGGAACUCGGCCUCGACCACAGCAGCAAAGUCGGUGGACGCAGAGCUAGCAGCAGCGGAUGGCAUGGAAGAGCCCUCGUACAUGUCCAGCUUGCGAGGCUCGAACCACCCGUUCAAAUCGUUCAGCCCGGUCAGAGAGACUGCUGCGAGUUGA